AUGCUUACUACCCGUGACAACCUGGUACCGAUCGAGCAUGUCCAGUUGAUUGGACACGAGGCUCUCUCUGAACUGAUGCAGGCACAGAGGCUGGCUGGAGUACUACGAGCUUAUGAGCCCCAACUGCGAAUCAUCGAGGGUCUGGUUCGAAGCACAGGACCUAUCUGCAUGCCUAUUCGAGCAUUGGUGUUGGCACACGGUCUUAGUGAAUAUCGUCGCAUCGUGAAGGCUCUAAUCUUACAGUGGCUCCGUCUGUUCAGCCAAAUGUGCAAUAAAAGGUUCAUUAGAGCAUGA
Protopolystoma xenopodis is the source of this 294-nucleotide messenger RNA. The record is from the annotation of a GenBank genome assembly. Lineage: Eukaryota; Metazoa; Platyhelminthes; Monogenea; Polystomatidea; Polystomatidae.